Molecule: messenger RNA, 2172 nt
Organism: Erigeron canadensis
Lineage: Eukaryota; Viridiplantae; Streptophyta; Magnoliopsida; Asterales; Asteraceae
Exons: 2
Coding region: 169-2007 (612 amino acids)
Source: RefSeq, a predicted model, not a curated record
AUUCAAUAAUAAUAGAAAAAAAGAAAAUAAAUCCAAAACAUUUCAAAAGAGCAAUAAAUAUCCCAAACUCACCUACUUUGAUAGCGAUUAUUAUUAUUAUUGAUUUAUUUCACUCACUUUUAUCCAACCUUUGUUCUAUGUUCUGAAGAUUCUUGCUUUAAAACAGAAAUGGAUAAUAUUGAAGAGAAUAAGAUAGUGGCUGAAACCCUAAAUAGUGGUGGUGAUACGGUGGUGGUUAAAACGACGACGGUGGUUGAACAUACCAAGAUUACUAUUGUUGAAAAUUUUCAGGAAGAGAAGAAAGAUGAUUUGUUUGGUGGUGAUGAGGGGGAUGAUAUGAAGGCGGAUUUAGGGGAUAAUGGAGGGAAUUUAGCUAUGGAUGUUGAGGGUUUCUUUACAGGCGGAAAUGGCGAUGAGGUUGAGCGUCUUUUUGAAGGGAAUGAGGGUUAUUUAGCCGAUGAUAAUGAUGAAAAUGUUGAUGGGGAUCCGAUGGAUGUGUUUGAGUUUAAGGAGGAUACGUACAAGAAUGACGAGGGAAUGGUUGAAAAUGGCGAACAAAUUGAAGGUGGAGACGAUGAAGAAGAAGAAGAAGAGGAUCAUGAUUUUGUUGUAGGUGAUUUAGUGUGGGGUAAAAUCAAGAGUCAUCCUUGGUGGCCAGGCCAGAUAUAUGACCCUUCUGAUGCUUCAGAGUAUGCUGUUUCGAUAAAACGUAGAGGGCAUCUGUUAGUUGUUUAUUUUGGGGAUGGUUCGUUUUCUUGGUGUAAGGCAUCACAGUUGAAGGCUUAUAUUGAUGACUUUCAAGAAAUGUCGAAUAAGAGUGAUUCUAAAAAUUUUGUUACUGCAGUCAAGAAAUCUUUAGAACAGGUCAGUAAGCAUGUGAGGGCGGAAUUGAUGUGCAAAUGCCAACCUGUUUGUCCUACUGAUAAUGUUAACGAGGGGAACAGUGGGAUCAAGAAGGGUGUGGCUGUGCCAAAAGGAAAUACGAUCAAGGUUUUGAUUGAUCGAAUGCAGCCUGUUGAGCUCCUUUCAAUGUUGAAAAAUUUUGCUAUAAUGGAACCUGAUACUAGUUUAGUUGAGCUUGAACUCACUGUACUGAAAAGCUGGAUAAGUGCUUUUUAUGGACAAAAAGGUGGUUACUUGUUGCCAGAAUACCAUGAUCCGGAGUAUAUUGAAGGUCUUGAUGAUGAAUCGAAGAGUGCGAUGGUUGGCAAUUCUGAUAAGAAUGGUGGUUUGGAAAGCACAGCAAAUGGUGAUGAUAAGUUAUCUCAAAGAAGGAAGAAGAAGAGUGUGGCGGAUUUAUUGGGAGAAGACGAGCCAAAAGUUAAGAAAGCUAAAAUGUCUAAAGAUGGUGGUGUUGGUUGGAAAAGGAAGGGAUUGGUUGUGUCAGUGACACCAGAAAGUGAUCAUGAAAGUGGUCUUGAAGAUGGAACCACACCACGCCAAAGGAAGAGGAGCAAGUACCUCUCUCCGCCUUACUUGAGUCCAGCUAGCGGAAAACUUUCUGGUUUAGGUUCUGGUUCUUUCAAAGAACCUAAAGCUGAUCCCGAGGAAGUUCCUGAGAUGGAUGCGGAAGAGCCAGAGGGUUCAUCGAAGAAGAGCAAUGGGAAGAGAGGUAGAAAGAAGCGGGUAAAAGAAGGGUCUGAUCUGACAGCUUCUGUGGACGUGGAGAAGCUGUUGCAAGGGCUACUGCGUGCAGCACUCGACCCUUCAUCUUUUGUGGAGAAGAACCUCCCCGCGAUCAUUGAUUUUAUUUCACUCUUCAGGAAACAAAUUUUUGAAAAUGUGUCCAAUGGUCAGGUUGUUGGAAAGAAAGAGUGGGCUCCAGGUUCACGCAAGGCUGCUAGUGAAGACGUGUCUGAUUUCACCCUCGUCAAGGAAAAGCUGGAGGCCAUGAGGAAAACAGUGCAAGCAUGUGGUGAAGAAGAAAUGAAGGAAGAUAUCAAAGCUUAUCUGGAAGGAGGAUUAAGGGAAGCACUUGAGAAGCUGGGAACAAUAGGAGGGGUAUGAGUCCAGGGUUUGUUUUUCACUGUAGUGGGUAAUUAGCUUUUGAUUUUUAGAAAUUUUAAGGAUGGAUUCUGGUGUUGGAUUCAGUAGAUUUUUAACUAUGUUGUUAUUUUCAUGUCUAGGACUCAAGGGUUUCUUUUUCUGUCAUUCAUCAAGCUUUUUUCGAUA